Messenger RNA from Papilio machaon (common yellow swallowtail), 598 nucleotides. It is a transcript of the gene Dnaaf6, whose product is annotated as dynein axonemal assembly factor 6. Gene Ontology annotation, cellular component: cytoplasm. The transcript has 3 exons. The coding region runs from base 38 to 598 and encodes 186 amino acids. Gene Ontology annotation, molecular function: dynein intermediate chain binding; protein-folding chaperone binding. Lineage: Eukaryota; Metazoa; Arthropoda; Insecta; Lepidoptera; Papilionidae. The record is from RefSeq and is a predicted model, not a curated record. Gene Ontology annotation, biological process: axonemal dynein complex assembly.
UUCAGCAUUGUUUAGCUUAUUGUUGAAAAUAGCAAAAAUGGAAUUCACUCACGAUGCUAUGACCAAAUUGAAAGAAUUAUUAAGAGAACCCGAACCUGAAGUUUUGCAAGGGGAUGAUUUACCCUUUUCAGGUUACGAAAUAACAUCGAAUAGAGACAAAGUGCCGUGUCCUACUACGGAUGAGACAAAAGCGCCACGUACUAUAGAGGAAUAUGAAGAGCAAGAAGCAGCAGAACUCGAUAGUAUAGCUGGUCCCGGCGGUGGAGCUGGGGAUAGGAAGACUCCUGAAUAUACUAUGAAUUAUCAGCAAUCUGUUAGCGCGGAAGAUGUUUUUUUGCAGAUGGGUCCGAAAACACCUUCUUCAGCGAGUUGCGAAAAUCUUAUCGUGAGGAUCAAGUUGCCAGGAGAUAAGAAAGAGAACGUGGAACUGACUGUUGAUACGAAGAGUGUCACAAUUCAAUCGCCACAAUAUUACCUGAAGCUUGCACUACCACAUGAUAUCGACCCAGACAAUUCUAAAGCAAACUGGGAUAGUUUCAAGGAAUCUUUAAUUCUUACUCUGAAAUUAGACAGAGAAUUUGACUUUGUAAAUUUUUAA